AUGCCGCCACCUCCGCCGCCGCCUGGGACCGGCCCCGCUUCAGGUCUGCCGCCGCCAAUGCCUCCGCAGCUGCAGGCCAUGAUGCGUCAGAUGCAGCAGCGCCAGCCCAAGUUCCAGCAGCAGCCGCAGACGCAGCCUCCAGCUCCCUACCAGCAGCACCAAGGAGGUCGCGGAGGUGACGACGUACGCGACGGCUCGAGAUUCUUCAUGCCGUCGUUCCUGGAGGACCCAGAGGAGAUGCGACCACGUCAAGUGCAGCAGUAUCGGACCGAGGACGGACCUGGACGAGUGUUCUUUCAGCCGUCGUUCCUUGAAGAUCCGUGGGCGCAGUUGGUGAGGUAA
Molecule: messenger RNA, 342 nt
Organism: Phytophthora sojae
Lineage: Eukaryota; Oomycota; Peronosporomycetes; Peronosporales; Peronosporaceae
Exons: 3
Coding region: 1-342 (113 amino acids)
Source: RefSeq, a predicted model, not a curated record